Molecule: messenger RNA, 825 nt
Organism: Akanthomyces muscarius
Lineage: Eukaryota; Fungi; Ascomycota; Sordariomycetes; Hypocreales; Cordycipitaceae
Exons: 7
Coding region: 1-825 (274 amino acids)
Biological process (GO): endoplasmic reticulum membrane organization
Cellular component (GO): plasma membrane; endoplasmic reticulum membrane
Molecular function (GO): FFAT motif binding
Source: RefSeq, a predicted model, not a curated record
AUGUCCAUCGACGUCGAGCCUCUCGAGCUGAACUUUCGGCGCCCCUUUACCGUCGAGGUGUCGCAGACUCUCACCAUCAGAAAUACCAGCGCCGCGCCAUUGGCUUUCAAGGUGAAAACAACGGCUCCCAGGCAAUACUGCGUCCGACCCAAUGCCGGCCGUAUCGAGCCUGGCUCGUCUUUCGACGUCUCUGUGCUCCUCCAGGCCAUGAAGACCGACCCCACGCCCGACGCGAAAUGCCGUGACAAGUUCCUCGUCCAGUCCGCCCCUAUCACUGGAGAUAAAGAAUUCACUAGCAUUGCUGAAGUGCUCGACAACACGGAUAAGAACCUGAAGCAGGAGAGAAAGAUUCGCGUAAACUGGCUUCCAGCGCACGGCGAAGCCGACUCAAACGCUGCUAUCGUGACACCCAGCAAGAAGCUCAUUAACGGCAACGCCGAGACGCCAGAUGUUUCGCACAACUUCUCCUCGCCCAGUGCUGGCGCUCCUCCACCGUACGAAGAUGACGCUUCCGCUGUCGAUGCCGACGAAAAGGCCCCGAUAGACACCCCCGCUGCCCUUGCUAGCCGUGCCAUCCCCGCCGUCAAGGAGGCCGGCAGCGAGACCCUGGAGGCGGUCAAAGCCAAGCUGGCCGCCGCGCAAGCAGAGAUUGCCAAGUUCAGUGACAGCGGCCUCCGCCAGCGCAACGUCAAGAGCGGCCAGAGCGAGAAGGUACCUGCAGGCGAGUUGGCGCAGGCGUCUAAGCAGAGCGCCGACGGCGUCUCGGUGCAGGUUGUCGCUAUCCUGUGCCUCUUGAGCUUUCUCCUGGCAUAUUUCUUCUUUUAA